UCCCCUUGGAGAAAUCUUCCGUGCCCGACUGCGACAGUUUCCUGCAUUAGUGAACUGUUGCACCAUCGACUGGUUCAGUCCCUGGCCAGCAGACGCCUUACGGUCGGUAGCCCUGCGAUUUCUGCAAGAUAUCGACAGCCUCCAGUGUACUGAUGAUGUCAUGAAUGGCUUGGUUGCCAUGUGUCAGAUAAUCCAAGAGUCGGUGACGCAGAAAUCUAAGCUGUACUUAGAGGAGAUGGGUAGAUACAACUAUGUGACUCCAACAUCCUACCUUGAGUUGUUGGGCAUCUACUCAAUGUUGGUGAACAGGAAAAAGAAAGAGCUGACGCUAGCAAGUUCUCGGCUCAAGACAGGUUUAGACAAGAUUUUAGUGACCACCAUAGAAGUGACAAAGCUGCAGGAAGAACUGGCUAUGAUGAGUCCAGAAUUGGACAAAGCAGUCAAAGAAGCCACACUAACUAUGGAUCAGAUUGCAACUGACACGAUUAUUGCAGAAAAAACCAAAGCAGAAGUGCAGAAGGAGGAACAGAUAGCCUCAGUAAAACAGAGCGAGACUGAAGCUAUUGCUGCCGAUGCUCAGAAGGAUUUAGACGAGGCCUUGCCUGCUUUG
Molecule: messenger RNA, 610 nt
Organism: Candidula unifasciata
Lineage: Eukaryota; Metazoa; Mollusca; Gastropoda; Stylommatophora; Geomitridae
Source: the annotation of a GenBank genome assembly